AAACUUCACAUAUUUUAUUUUGAAAUUCACACCCAAUUCCUUUUUCUCUUCUCAUUUCUACAUUUUUCAACCGAUUCAACCCAUUCCAACUUUACACUGUUCAUCAUUUUUCUACCUAUUCCACAACUUCCCACUUACCAAAAACUUCACAUCUUUUAUUUUGAAAUUCACACCCAAUUGCUUUUUCCCUUCUCAUUUCUACAUUUUUCAACCGAUUCAACCCAUUCCAACUUUCAACUGUUCAUCAUUUUUCUACCUAUUCCACAACUUACUAAAAACUUCACGUCUUUUAUUUUGAAAUUCACACCCAAUUCUCCAAUAUUUCCUUUUCCCCUUCUCAUUUCUACAUUUUUCAACCGAUUCAACCCAUUCCAACUUUCAACUGUUCAUCAUUUUUCUACCUAUCCCACAUUUUUUUUUACCUAUUCCACAACUUACCAAAAACUUCACAUCUUUUAUUUUGAAAUUCACCACAAAUUCUCCAAAUAUUCUACAUUUCUCAAGUAAUUCAACACGUUUCCACAUCGUUCGGCAGCAUUCCCCGAAGAAGUUAUUCAUACAUUUCGCCUUCACACGCAAUUUCUCCAGAAAUUGCAAAAUUCUAGUUACAAAGGAAACUUUGACUUUGAAGAAACCUCUAUGACGUUUCUUUGAUAAGUGCAUGUUGCAUUUGGUGUAAUGGCAUGAUACUGACAGAGUCUUUUCUGGAUCAACAGAAGCAAAUUCGAAAAAUGGCAACCCCAGAAAACACUCCUCAAGAUGCAUACAAUGAGCUGAGGGCCAUUUACGAGACGGAGCUGGCGAAAGCCCGUGCGGCUCUGGUCUUAGAGGCCACAGAGCGUGAACGUCUGCAGGUGGAGUUGUCCAAGCUGAGGAUUGAUUUUGACGAGCUGGAAGCAAGGGACACGAAGAAAGAAUCCAAUCUGGCGAAAGCCCGUGCGGCUCUGGUCUCAGAGGCCACAGAGCGUGAACGUCUGCAGGUGGAGUUGUCCAAGCUGAAGAUUGAUUUUGACGAGCUGGAAGCACGGGACACGAAGAAAGAAUCCGAUCUGGCGAAAGCCCGUGCGGCUCUGGACUCAGAGGCCACAGAGCGUGAACGUCUGCAGGUGAAGUUGUCCAAGCUGAAGAUUGAUUUUGACGAGCUGGAAGCAAGGGACACGAAGAAAGAAUCCAAUCUGGCGAAAGCCCGUGCGGCUCUGGACUCAGAGGCCACAGAGCGUGAACGUCUGCAGGUGAAGUUGUCCAAGCUGAAGAUUGAUUUUGACGAGCUGGAAGCAAGGGACACGAAGAAAGAAUCCGAUAUGGCGAAAGCCCGUGCGGCUCUGGACUCAGAGGCCACAGAGCGUGAACGUCUGGAGGUGAAGUUGUCCAAGCUGAAGAUUGAUUUUGACGAGCUGGAAGCAAGGGACACGAAGAAAGAAUCCAAUCUGGCGAAAGCCCGUGCGGCUCUGGACUCAGAGGCCACAGAGCGUGAACGUCUGCAGGUGAAGUUGUCCAAGCUGAAGAUUGAUUUUGACGAGCUGGAAGCAAGGAAGUCGCAUCACAUUCAAAUCCUUAAAGAUGAGCUGGAGUUUGAAAAGAAGCUGCAUUCCGCGGACUUGCGCAUGGUCCAAAGCCAGCACGAGUCUCGCAUGGUGGAGUUGGAAGCCGGCCAAAAAGUGAAAGAUCUGGAGGAGGCUCUGUCUACAGAGAGGGAGCGGACCCAGAACAAGGAGGAGAGGUCUUUUUACAGCUUUAGAACAUACCACAACGUUUGCUCUCAUAGCAAUUAAUGUCUCCACGUUUGUCCCCAGGGUACGCCAAACCAUGUCGGCCAGCAAAAAGAGGAAACGUCCGAAGGACAGCGAGGGUUUGAGCUCGGGCGGAUGCAAUGUGCCUCGUCCUAAAAUCGCCCAGCAGGUCACUGUGGAUGAGCAGCAGGUCACUGUGGAUGAGCAGCAGGUCACUCUGGAUGAGGUGGACUCGUACGGCAAAUAUGUCAGACUCCGCAAUACAGUUGAUGAGGAUCAGAAUUUGGGGAACUGGCAGGUGAAGCUCCAGAUUGGAUCUUCUGCUCCCAUCGUAUUCAAGUUUGCUGCAGAAUUCAUCC
Molecule: messenger RNA, 2089 nt
Organism: Syngnathus typhle (broad-nosed pipefish)
Lineage: Eukaryota; Metazoa; Chordata; Actinopteri; Syngnathiformes; Syngnathidae
Product: lamin-A-like
Exons: 9
Coding region: 684-1772 (362 amino acids)
Source: RefSeq, a predicted model, not a curated record